Molecule: messenger RNA, 243 nt
Organism: Adineta ricciae
Lineage: Eukaryota; Metazoa; Rotifera; Eurotatoria; Adinetida; Adinetidae
Source: the annotation of a GenBank genome assembly
AUGUCAUUGAUGCCAAAGACUCGUUCGACAAACGCAAGGCCAAUACCCGAUGGAACAGAAGUUUUUGUUACCUUUUACGAUAAGCAGGAUGAAGAAUUAUGUACAGUUACGAAUUAUCAUUUAUCACCAACAGCCUAUGAGAAAUCGUUUAAAGAAGCAGGCUUUGCCGAGUUCAAAUGGGUGCCUUUUCAAUGUGAUCCUGAAACGGUCAAUAAAGAAUUUUAUGAUGAUUUGAUUAAAUGA